ACCAGCGGCAUGCACAAGCUCAUGUUCAGCAUGGGAAGAGUACGCGCUCUCAUCCAACUUUUCUUGGCAUGCAUCCUGCUCGCAGCUACUCAAUGCCAUCAUUCUACCAUUACUGUUCAAGCUAUUGAAUCAGUUCACUUCAGAAUCAAACCUGCACAACCCAACUCAAGGUCUGGCACCAGAUUUGGACCACCUGCUAGGGUCAAUGGAGAGAAGUUUCAUAAAAGACCAUCAGGACCUAACCCAGUCGGGAAUCGUCGUCCGCCAUCCAGACAAUGAACUGAUGAAUGCACUUGAGAGACUGGAUAGUGUAGGACUAAGGAUCAGUGUUUUCCUUCGAUAGUUCAAGUACAUCAAAUGUAUUUAUUUAGGCUGGAAACUUCUUAUUCUGGUACUGUGCUUGUACAAAUGGAAUUCAUCUGAUGAUUUCAUCUCUAAAA
Messenger RNA from Humulus lupulus (European hop), 440 nucleotides. Its product is annotated as CLAVATA3/ESR (CLE)-related protein 46. The record is from RefSeq and is a predicted model, not a curated record. The transcript is spliced from 3 exons. NCBI's taxonomy places the organism in Eukaryota, Viridiplantae, Streptophyta, Magnoliopsida, Rosales, Cannabaceae. Bases 10 to 279 code for a protein of 89 amino acids.